AUGUCCCAGUUUUCCCACAGGGACUCUUCCAGGGACGCCUCACCUACAUCAUCGCCUCCUCCUCACGACAACCAAAAUCCACUUAAGAUCGAUACCACCGACUCAUUCCAGCCGCCCGCCAACCGCCACGUCUUUCAAGACUCGACGCCUCCCCCUUCGUCGCCCUACCGCGCAGAGUAUGCAUCUUCAUCCAACUCUCUAGACGGCUCUCUCUCCAGCAGCCCCCGACGAAGCAGUUCUAGGCCUCUGUCCAUGGUACAAGCCUACCAGCCGCCCCUCAUGGACGUCAACGAAGACACCAUCCCGGAGCUGCAGCCCAUCUUCACUUUUCUCAACAGCCACGCCAACAAGCUCUACCAGGAGGGUUACUUUCUGAAGCUCGACGACCAAAACAGCCAUGGAAAGCCCAAUCCGGACAGGACGUGGACAGAGUGCUUUGCGCAACUGGUCGGCACAGUCCUCUCGCUAUGGGAUGCCGCAGAGCUGGACGCCGCUGGCGAAGACGGCGAGGUGUUGCCCAAAUUCAUCAACCUGACGGAUGCCUCGAUCAAAAUGAUCGAGUCUCUGCCCACGAGAUCCAACGACGAGCAACCGCUGCAGAAUAUCCUGAGUAUCUCGACGGCUGGACGGAAUCGCUACCUGCUGCACUUCAACUCGCACCACUCGCUGAUACAAUGGACCGCCGGUAUCCGGCUCGCCAUGUUCGAGCACUCGACCCUGCAGGAGGCUUACACCGGCGCCCUGAUUGCCGGCAAGGGCAAGACGCUCAACAACAUCAACGUCAUCAUGGAGCGCUCGCGAUUUAAGACGGAGGAGUGGGUGCGUGUCCGCUUUGGAGCUGGUGUGCCCUGGAGACGCUGCUGGUGCGUCAUCUCGCCUCCCGACGAGAAGGAGUACGCAAAGGCGCAGAAGGAGGCCAAGAAGAAGUCGGCCUACGACCGAAGCCCCAUCAUGCUCAAGGGCGACAUCAAGUUCUACGACACUAGGAAAGAGGGAAAGAAGCAGAAGAAGGCCAAGCCCAUCGCCUCCAUGACAGACGCCUACUCGGCGUACGCCAUCUAUCCCCAGGCCAAGUCGCUCAUCGAUGCCUCUACCCUGAUCAAGAUCGAGGGCAACAUCACCAUCCACUCUGAUCCGCCAUCCUCCACCGAGGGCUUCGUCUUCAUCAUGCCCGAGGUCCACCCGGCCGUCAGCGGCUUCGAGAUGCUGCUGCGGUUCCUCUUCCCCACCUGGGACACCUUCUGCCUGUACGGCCGCCCUAGCCGCCUCGUGGCCAGCGUUUUGGACCCCCGCUCUCUCAUGUUUGCCAUGCCCAAGCACAAGAGAUAUGGAUACUUGGAAAUCCUGGAUGUCUCCAGCCUUAUCCUCCAGGACGGCAGCGCUGGCUGGUCGGAGCGCGAUUGGCGCAAGAAGAUGAAGGAGCUCACGGGCGAGAGGAUGAACGCAAUGGAGGACGGAGUUGUCCGGACCCAUGGUCGAAGCUCGAGCCGCGGUAGCAAGAGGCUCAGCUUUGGACCGAGUGCGGGUACUGGCCUGUCCAGGCCCAAGGUCAACUUUGCCGAUUCGGAAGCCCCGUCAGUGCGCACGUCCCGGUCCAUGUCUCUGACCCGUCCGGCGCCUCGCACCGACUCAGCCCCCCCUGCGGAACACCGGGCACCUCCUCCCUCGGCUAUGGCCAACGCGAUCGGUCAUUCCCGCAACGCCUCUGACACGCGCCUCGACGGUCCCGUCGCGCUGCGCCCUGGCCAGCAGCAGCCGGAUGAGUCGCGUGGCCCAACUCCAGUUAGGGGCUUUGCCAGCGACUACUCGGCCACUCCCGAUCGCCUGAGCUCCGAGGACGAGCGGUCCUUCCAGAACGACACACCUCCCGUGCGGGACUUUGAGAACAUGCAGCGGAUGCGGACACCCGAGCCCGUGCAGGCCCCUCCCACCUUCUCCCACGGACCCCAGUCCCGCCCCGGCGGCAAGGCCUACCACUCUCCUGAGCUGAGGCGUGCUAACAGCCGCCUGUCGAGCACCACACUGGCGCAGCUGGCCAAGGCUGGCGGAGUCGCGCCCGAAUACGUCCCGGACGAACUCGGAAGGCCGAGCGGCGAGGAUAGCGCCAGGAACAUGCCCCCCUAUGGGCAACCCGACCCACGGGGUCCAGCGGUACAUACACACGCCAACCCCGUAGGAAUGACUGCUAAUUCAAAUGGCUCUCGUGAAGCUCUAAAUUCUCCCAACCAACCAUACCCUCCGCAGAGGUCGCCAGGACUCCCGCCUCCCGACUUUGGCCUGAACCAGAAGCGUUCCCGAUCUCCUCUCAACCAGUCCAUGAGCCCAGGCCCAGGCCCAGGACCUUCUCCCCAACCUCCGUUUGCCGGUGGCCCCGGCGGCUCGCGUCCUGGAACGCCCGAGAUGAGGUCGCCACGAUUUCCUCCGGGUCAAGGUCCGCCAUUCCCUCCACAUGAUGCCCGGAGAGGCCCUCCACCGCCGGGUGCACCCCCUCGUGGCCCGCCUCCAGGACCUCCAGGACCUCCCGGACACCCAGGACAAUUCCAAGGGGCUCCGUACAGGGGCCCGCCACCCCCAGGUCCGUACGGACCCGGCCCUGGUCCUCAAGGUCCGCCCUCUCAAGGCCGCCGUACACCACCCCCACGUCAACAGCCACCACCUCUAAAUACUUCACCACCUAUCAACCGAAAGCCCCUCCCCGCGCGAACGACGAGCCUGGCGCGCGAUCAGCAGGGAGAGCCGCAGUCUGCUACGUCGACUUCGAGCGCCAACAGCUUCCGAAACCAUGUCAUGGACGAGCCAGCUCUCGCCAUGGUCCACCCGCCCAGGCCAGACGACAGCUCCGACCGCAGAGUCCGCCGAGCACCGACGCAGCGCAGCGAAGCAAGCAGCCACUAUGACGACGCCGAUUCGACUGUCAGCCCCGACUAUGCGAGCACGCGCAAGUCUUCGGAGACGCAGGAGUCUAUCGACAGGCCGAGAGCUGGAGUGCUGAGGACGGUCGGCGAUGUGAGCCAGCAUCCUAUGCCACCAAAGCCCGAUAUUCCGGAGAUCAACUUUGGCCCGACGUACAACUACUCGAGUAACAAGGCCCCGGGCACGUUGGGUGCGCCGCCGCCCAUGCCUGGUGCGGGUGGCCCUCGCUCUUACUCACCAGGCCCCGGCAUGCGAUCGCCUCCUGAGCGGCCCGCCGAUAUGGGCCAGCAUCGCCAGGAAUCGGAUGAGAAUGCGCGCCGCAACGUGGCUUGGACUCCAGGUGGUGUCACUGUCGGUGGUGCUUCUCACGAGCGAUCUGGCUCCAUCUCGCCCGAGCAGUUUGUCCAGCAACGUGCAGCGGUCGCUGCGCCAUUCAUGCACCAGAGGAACACCUCGCAAGGCAAUCUGGUCUCAGGCCGGAACAACACUCCUACUCCUCCGCUGAAGCGCAACUCGAGCUACGACAUGCUGAACCCCGGUGGCAAUGGUGGCCACUCGCGGUCCAGCUCUAGCGAGAUGCUGGGCUCGCGGCCUAACUCGCAAGGCAUGGCCGACCUCGGUACUUCACACUUGUCUGCCCGAGAGCAGGAGCAUCUGGCCCGCGUGACCGGCCAGCCGCUCAUCAGCAUGGCUGGCGGCGGCCGCGGUGGGGCCCCUCAAGCCGGUGGAGGUCUGGUAGGCGCCAUCGCCGCACGGGAGCGCGAGAAGCAGCAGAUGAAGGAAGGUGUGAGCUCGCACGCGGUGCAGCACGCCAUCAACCAGCGGCAGCAGCAGCACAUGCAGCAGCAACAGCAGCAGUACAUGCAGCAGCAGCCCCCGCCGCAGGGCUACGGCAUGGCUAUGCCUAUGGGCCCGCCGUCGCCGUCUCUGUAUGGCGGCAUGGGCAUGCCGUCGCCGACGAUGGGCGGCCGGGGCGGGUUCCCGAUGGCUCCUGGCGGACAGGGCCCGCCGCCCCAGCAGCGGCCGUGGAUGGGUGGUCCCGCUGGCCCCGGCUCGGGCAGGCAGUCGCCUGGACCGGGCAUGUACGAGCAGCGGGCGCCGCCCGGCGGAUGGUCGCGGCCGGGACCGCGGUCGGGCACGCCGCAGCAGAUGGAUGCGCAGUUUGUCGCGGCGCCGCAGCAGGGCUUCGUGUCGUCGCCGCCGCAGCCGGGGUACGGCAUGCCGCAGAGGCCCGGCACGCCCGGCAGCAUGGCCCGGCAGAUGCAGCAGCAGCAGCAGCAGCAGCAGUUCCACGGACAGGCCUUUUAG
Molecule: messenger RNA, 4221 nt
Organism: Thyridium curvatum
Lineage: Eukaryota; Fungi; Ascomycota; Sordariomycetes; Thyridiales; Thyridiaceae
Exons: 3
Coding region: 1-4221 (1406 amino acids)
Source: RefSeq, a predicted model, not a curated record